Messenger RNA from Dioscorea cayenensis subsp. rotundata (Guinea yam), 764 nucleotides. RefSeq lists its product as uncharacterized. The coding region runs from base 65 to 526 and encodes 153 amino acids. The record is from RefSeq and is a predicted model, not a curated record. NCBI's taxonomy places the organism in Eukaryota, Viridiplantae, Streptophyta, Magnoliopsida, Dioscoreales, Dioscoreaceae. The transcript has 2 exons.
CCUAUACCAUAUAUCAUCAUCUCAUCAUCUUCUUCUUAUUCUUGUUCAUCUCAUCUAUCUAGUCAUGUCUUCACUGGUAGGCGCUCAUGGUAUGGCCUUCGCCACAGCCAUGGCGGUCUCUGGUACGGUUAUCCUUCUCGCGCUUUGCCGGCCAAGAUCAUUGACAGAUGCCUCCACCCAAAAUCCCCAGUCCAAGAAACUAGGUUUGCGCCCCUGCAUAAACAGUAGUAGUUCAGGUGAGAGCAGUCAGAUGAUGAAGAAUAAGCAGAAGAAUAAGAAGAAGAAGAGAGUCCGGUUUGCAGAGGAUGUGGUGGUGGAGUUUGAGGCAGAGGGCAGUAGCGAGGAUGAGUUUGGUUUUGAUUGUAAUUAUAAUCAUAACUACAACUAUGGAGAGGAGGAGUAUGGUGUUGCGCAAGAGCAAGAGGAGAAGGAGGAGGGAAUUGUUGAGAAGAUGCCAGCCAACCGGGUGGCACUCUACAAUGGAAUUCUUCAGGCUCGCAUGCACCGAAUUGCUUGCUCCUAUUGAUCCAUUAAUUAUUUAAUGAUUUAAUCAAUCAGUAGCUUCUUCCUUCUCCUCCUCCGAGCAUGCAUUGUGAAAACUCUCUACUCUACUCGGCACAUGCAUGUGCAUAUCCUCUCCUUGCCUCCUCUUCUUCUUAUUAUUCUUCUGUCAUUUAUUAACCGGAAUUCCAUCCUCUCCUCUGUUACUCUGUAGUCUGUACAAUUUUUUUUCAAAUUAAUUGGUGUACGUAUUGCUGUUUCUU